Owenia fusiformis is the source of this 2027-nucleotide messenger RNA. Lineage: Eukaryota; Metazoa; Annelida; Polychaeta; Sabellida; Oweniidae. The record is from the annotation of a GenBank genome assembly.
CAGGACUACUCUAUACUGGGAUUUAAAGAACCUUUUAUAGAACAGUUUUGAAUCAAGGUGUAAUCUAGGGAAGCUGAUUCAAGAUGACUACCCUGGGAGGGGUAACUACACUCGGAGGAGGUACAUCUGGGUACACCACUCUAAAUGUUGCCCUAAAGAUUGUUACGGAUGAUGGUAACAUACAGAUUUGGGGAAAUGAGGUGGCUGGCGAGGAAAUGUCUGAGGAGGCACAAGAGUUCCAGAGACUUUCUGAGAGGAUUAACAACACUAUGAACAACCAAAAUAUGUUUAAUGCAAUGCUGAGGGACUAUACCCCUGGCCAGGUUUGUUUGGGAAGACGAGUCCAGGAUAAGAUAUGGUACAGAGUUCGGCUAAUAGAUGUCAUUGGCACAACUAGAGGUCAACAAGCCAAGUGCUUGUUGUUAGAUUAUGCAGAGACAGAAAUGAUUCCAUGCUCUUGGCUUCGUGAGUCUCCCCAUAAAUUCCUGGAGAUCCCAUACCAAGCUAAGGAGUUUGUACUGUACAAGAUUCAGCCCUGCACCCUACAGACCAAUCUCGACCUUACUGUAACAAAUACGCCAUGUAAACAAUGGGAUCCAUCAGCUGAGAAGUUUAUACGUGACCAAGUGAAGGCAGCCUCCAGCGCUCAUGUUGAGUUGAGACAUGUAGAGAAGGGUCUAUUUAACAGUGUUAAGCACCAGGCUUUGAUCUUCAUCAACUCCAAUGGAGAAACUACAUGUCUUAAUGAUCUGCUAGUACAGCGUGGAUAUGCAAUGUCGAAAGAUCAUAUUGAACCUGUUGACCUGGCAACCGAUUCUCCAUUUACUGUGGGUGGUGCAAGAAAGGACAGCAUGAACCUGGCCCCAAAGACUCAACCCCCACCCUCUGGGCCUGAUGUUUCUGUCGAGGAGAUCCCAGGGUUAAACAUGGAAGGCCUUACUGCCGAGCAGAAACGAUUGCUUGAAAUAGCCUUGAAGCCUCAUCCUGGUUCUUAUAUAGCAGCCAAAGACCAAGAUGACCAGUCUGAUACUAGUUCAAAUAGUAGCGAGAAGUUGCGCAAACACCGCACCCGCAUACAGGAAACUCCUUCAACCUCUGUGCUGCCAUCUAUUGGAGAUGUAUCAGAAGAGUCACGUAUUGUAAAUUCUGGGACCUCUAAUGUGCAGUCCCAGAACCAGCCAUUUUUUGUCUCACCUGUUAGUCCUGUCAUCAGAGGAGGACUUAAACCCAGAAGUCAAAACACAGGAGGUAUGCAACCAUCAUCCAGAGAAGUUAGUCCAGAAAAAGAGCUCCAGCUUAGACCUGGUAGCCCACGUGUUCGGGGUUUACUACAACUUAGCCCAAAUGCAGGGAAUAUUUCCCAACCCAUGGUUCCUAGCAAGGGAGGUAUGUUAGAACCAAGAAUUCCAGGAAUGAUGGGUAUUCCUCAACCAGCAAGCCCUAGUGCCAGAGAUACCCACCUUUCAAGUCCACUAUCCCCAAGAUCAAGUUCCACUGGUCAGAUAACAACAAGAGCUCAAAAGCUGCUUCAAGUAAUGGCAGGUAAUAAAUCUCUUUCAAGCCCUGUAAGAGAGGUGUCAAAAGAAACAUUAAAUCCUCAGAUUUUGGGAUCUCCACCACCCAGAGUUCAAAGAAUGCUCCAACCAUCAAUGAAAGAUCAAAUUGAAAUAUCUCAAAGUGAGGCUGGAUUUAAUCAAAGUGAGGCUAGGUCAAACCAAAGUGAGGCUGUAUGUCAAAGUGUCCCAGUGCCAAAUGUAACAAGUGAUGCAAGUGAUUUCAAUACAUUGUCCACAACAGAUAAACUUAACAUUUUCAUGUCUAAAUCUCCAACUGCAUCUGUUGAAAGUCCACCAAAGUCUGAGCCAAACACAAAUAAACCAUUAACUAGAUCUGAAAUCUUGAAACAAGUUUUAUUAGAAAAAAGUGCUGUUAAAUCUAAGCCAUCUUCUGUUAGUUCUCAGCUGGAUGUGGUUCAAUUGAGUGCUCAACAAGCUGUUGUACAAUCAAGUGUUUCACAAAAUAUGGCA